Molecule: messenger RNA, 1391 nt
Organism: Lingula anatina
Lineage: Eukaryota; Metazoa; Brachiopoda; Lingulata; Lingulida; Lingulidae
Product: interleukin cytokine receptor-related protein 1
Molecular function (GO): interleukin-17 receptor activity
Source: RefSeq, a predicted model, not a curated record
AGCUUACACAUGUGCUAGGAACUGAACACUUUUGUCUACAACAGAUGCUAGAAAUAUCCACUUACCUUAAAAUGAGUUCUUCCUAACGAUUUCUCUCCGCGGUGCUACUACACUGUACAUUGCACUAGCCCUUGUCAGUAGGUAAUUAAAUUUAUCCAAAAUGUCACAAAAAGCCGAACCAGACUGAUGAACAUAAAGUGGGGUUUUUAAAUAGCACCACAGACUAGCAAAGCACAUAUUUUGGGGAAGAUGGUGUUCUUUUCCUUCUUCCAGUUUCAAUGCAAAUGUCCCGCUACGACGAGAACGUUAGACUGGACCAAGAUGGACUCCAAUUCCUCGGCAGAAAAGAAUUGACAACGUCCAGUUGCGCCAGCCGCCAAAAGACAGUUCUUGUUCUUUUCUCCCAUGAGCACCCGCGGCACACUACAGUGGUGCUUAACUUUGCCAGCGUCCUAAAAGAAAUGUUUAACUUUGACAUUACUGUUGAUAUGUGGUCAACACAAGAUAUCGCCGCCAUUGGAAAAAUUGAAUGGCUGACUAAAAAUAUCGAACGCGCCCACAGUAUCAUCGUUGUCUGUUCCGUGGACGCUAACAGAGUUUCCAGAGCGCAACAGGAAAAGAACAGCUUCAGUAUACCAUGCCAGCAUGACCCAUACGGCGAUAUAUUCACCCUGGCGCUUAGCAUGAUACGGCGUCGAGGUCUAAAGGACGAGAUUUACAAAAAGACCGUCUGCACUCGUUUUCAUUACACUCCAGAGUUUUCUUUACUUGAUGGGUGUCAUACAUUUUGUCUCUUGGGCGACCUCAAGGGCGUGUUGGAGUUUAUACAAAGCGGAUCACAAAAAAUAGAAUGUGCUUUAAGUGAAGCAUCUCCUGAAACUGUUCGCGCUUGGCAGCGUCUCAAUGAAUCCAUUGAGGAAGCAGAUCGUUAUUUUAGAGGAAAUACAAAAUGGUGGAGUGAUAUGUUUGGACUGCGCAUGUCCCAGUGUCCCGAACACGACCCGGAAAUGGCCGAGGAGUCGUACGACAGCGGUAUUGUAUGUAAUGGUGACAUAGGCAGGAUUGUAAGGUUGCAGUCCUGUGGUAAAAGCGGCACUCACAUGCAAGUCUUUCCAAGUGAAAACAAUGGCUUUACAGCAUCAACGCUUCAACAACACACUCAGCUUUUGGCGAAUGGAUGUCGUUUUCCGGUUCUAAAACCGCCUCGUGAUGUCGAUAACCUCAGCAAAACGUUCAGCCAAACUGCUCGAGAAAUAAACGCCGACUGCGAAGGAGAUUUUGAUUUGUCAGGAGACGAGAUAUCUGAUAUGCAGGAACCCUGGCUUACCAAAGAAAUCGAAGACAAUUUUUCACUGCAAAGUGGAGAACAAAUCUCACUUUGAGUGCCUAGG